UUCUGUAAGCUGUCGUCUGCUUCUCAGCUGUUCUGCUUGUGGGCUGUUGCUAUGCGGACCAUUGUCGUCCCAACUUUUGUUUGUUGUUGUUUUUCAAUGGAGAAAGUUAUCUAACGUACUAAUCAUGCUGUCACUGAAGCAUUUUGCGCUCACAUUGUGCAAAGAAAAAAGAUCUGGAUCCGUGAUCAGACAUUUGACUUAUUUCGCUUCAUCACAGUCAAACAGUAUUGGAAACAACAACAAAACUCCCCCACCAAGUAAUCCUAGUGUCAGUUCUUAUUAUAAAGUCAACAAUCAGAGUGCCAUUGACACAGCUGCUGGGAAACCGUCUGUGAGGUUGACCCCUUAUAUGAUCCUUUACUCUGGAAAAAGUCAUGAUGGAAGUCAUUUAUUGAAAAGUGCCCAAUAUUUAUGGAAGGAGCUUCCCGUCAGGAUUGCACAUAGAAUCCAUGAGUUUAGGUCCCUCCCUUUCAUCAUAGGUUGCAAUCCAACCAUACUUGAAGUGCAUGAACUUUAUAUUCGAGCAUUUAAUAUUUUGAACAAUCAUCCUGCAAUUCGAACUGCUGAAGAUGAAGCUGCAUAUAGCCGUUUAUUGAGAGACCUCCUUGAUGAUCAUACACAUGUUGUCACUCAGCUUGCUGCUGGGUUUAAAGAAUGCCGUAAACAUAUUCAAAAUGAAGAUGUGGUGCGGCAGUUUUGCGAUCGGACUUUAACAUCUCGCUUGGGCAUUCGUCUAUUGGUUAUCCAUCACUUAUCGCUACGCGAAGAGAAGCCUCAUCAUGUCGGCAUCAUCAAUAAAUCUGUUCGAUUAAAGGAUCUCGUUGAGAAAUGGGCCGAAUUUACCCGACGUUUAGCAUUUCAUCGUUACGGCAAGUCCCCUGAUAUUCGUUUGAGCGGACACGUCGGCUCAAGCUUCCCUUAUAUUACUCUACCGCUAGAUUAUAUAUUACCAGAAUUGUUUAAAAAUGCUGUACGCGCAACGAUUGAAUCUCAUCCAGACGCUUCAGAAUCGUCGCUGCCAUCAGUUCAUGUUACAAUUGCAAAUAAUGAAGUAGAUUUUAUUCUUAGAAUUUCUGAUCGUGGAGGAGGCAUUCCGCAUGCCGUCCUGCCCAAAGUUAUGUAUUAUAAUUAUACUACAGCGGAAGAGAGUACUGAGCAGCGACUCGCCGUUGAUCCUCUUGGUAACAUCAUUGACGCCAGCAACCCUGGCUCAGGCUCUACCAUGUCUCCCAUGCACGGCUUCGGCUUUGGUCUGCCAACGUCAAGGGCCUAUGCCGAGUAUCUUGGGGGAUCUCUGACAAUUCAGUCCCUGCAAGGUUUAGGGACGGAUGUUUACUUGCGUUUGAAGCAUAUCGACUCAAAGCACGACGCCUUCCGAAUUUAGACCGUGACUCAAACCUAGUUUCUCAUUCGAUUGUUAUCGAAAAGGUUAAGCAUAUGUACCUUUAUGCUACCAUUAUUGGAUCUUACCACUACGGCUUUCAACGCAACUCUUAAUAAUAACUUAAUAAUAGUUAAACGUCAAUCAAACUGCCGUUUCCCUUGUUUUACGUGCAUUGUUUUUUUUCUUUUCAAUCUCGCUGGAAGAGAAUGGUCGCUCGAG
Daphnia carinata is the source of this 1603-nucleotide messenger RNA. RefSeq names its product 3-methyl-2-oxobutanoate dehydrogenase [lipoamide] kinase, mitochondrial-like. The transcript has 10 exons. Gene Ontology annotation, cellular component: mitochondrion. Lineage: Eukaryota; Metazoa; Arthropoda; Branchiopoda; Diplostraca; Daphniidae. Bases 125 to 1384 code for a protein of 419 amino acids. Gene Ontology annotation, biological process: protein phosphorylation; regulation of glucose metabolic process. The record is from RefSeq and is a predicted model, not a curated record. Gene Ontology annotation, molecular function: pyruvate dehydrogenase (acetyl-transferring) kinase activity.